Molecule: messenger RNA, 1611 nt
Organism: Daucus carota subsp. sativus
Lineage: Eukaryota; Viridiplantae; Streptophyta; Magnoliopsida; Apiales; Apiaceae
Exons: 1
Coding region: 229-825 (198 amino acids)
Source: RefSeq, a predicted model, not a curated record
AUGCAGGAGGUAAAAAAGCACUAAGCAGGACAUUGGAAGAGAAUUUCACACAUAGUCAACGUGUUUGUUAUCAAUCUUCCUCGUUGAAACUGUGAGUACUUUAACUAUACAUACACGCAUGAUUGUUUGUAUCUCUACCUGUCCUGUCUUAAUCUUCAUUUUAUGAAGCCCAUGUAAUAAAAUCUUGAUAAUCCCAUAUUGUAAUUUUUUUCUUAAUUUACCAUCAUUAUGAAGAGAAGCUCAUUUUCAAGAAAUGUAAUAGCUUAUGUUGGUGUUUUAAUUACAGUUUCUUGUUUAUCUGUUAUAAUUAUCUCAGUUCUUAGGCUCCCUGAUGUAAAAAUGAAUUUAAUCAUGCCCAGAAAGUUGAAUCAUCAUGUUUUGCAAGUAGAAAAUGGUCAUGUGAUUGGGAAAUUUGGUGAAAUGAUGCUUGACAUGUUGCCUCAAGAUUUGGUUUUUACGGUUUUUAUGCCGUCCCAAAAGGCUUUUGAGAGGGAUCUGAGGUUGAAUUUGAGUGAAAGUUUGGUUCUUGGUGAGAAAUUUGAUAAUACUUAUGCGAUAAUUAGUAGGAUUUUGGGGUUUUCGGUUGUGCCUAGGAGAAUUGUUUUGGGGUCUGUGGAUGUUGAGAAGGAGAAGUAUUAUGAUUCAUUGUCGGGAUUUGGGUUGUUUGUUUCGAAGGAUAAGAAGGGGGUGUUGGUUAUUAAUAGAGUGAGGAGUGAACGAGUGGAUGUGAUGAGGGGGAAGAUUGUGUUGCAUAUAAUGGAUGGGGUGAUCAUGGAUGCUGAUUUUGAGCAAUCGGUUGGGCCUGAUUUUGUCGAAGAGGAUUGAGUCGUACGGGAAUUCUGUAACGAGUAAGGUAGAAGAAAGAAUGCCUUGCAUAAAGAUUCUAUUUUUGCUAUGUGGUUAAAAGAAUGCCUUGUACGGGAAUUCAUGAGUAAGGUAGAAUGAAUGGAUGGAUGGAUGUGAUGAGGGGGUAUAUUGGGUUAUAUAUAAUUGAUUGGGUGAUAAUGGCUGCGGAUUUUGAGCAAUUGGUUGGGCCUGAUUUUGGUGAAGAGGAUUGAGCCGUAAGGGAAAUCUGCAAACAGCAAGGUAGAAGAACAAAUGACUUGCAUAAGGAUCCGGUUCUGGUUAUGUGCUCGCCCUGAUUGUCCCACCGAGAUACGGGAGCUGCUCGUGUUUAGAAAUUCUUCUAAACCUGCUCCUCUUGGCGAGUAUCAGAAUCAUUCUUCAUUGAUUACACUUGUAUGUGGUUCUUGAACUGGGAAUAAUUUGAGUUCUUUGUAACCAAAUAUUUGAGAUGCUGCUGGCUAUUUACACACUUGACAUAUAUGUAUGUAGAUCAUUACACUUACAGAAAUUUUUGCAGAAUUUCCGAGCUGAAUGUCUUUUGCUCCCCUUUCUCACAAUCUGUUUGUAAUGGACUACUCUAAACGUUGAUUCCCUACUGUCUUCUGGUGCGCUAAUAGGAGGUCAAAAAGUUUCGGGUGCUAAUAGAUGUUCACAUCAAGCACUUGUUGCUUGACAUUUAAUAUAGAUAAAUUUUUUCAAUGGGGUGAUUUUUUUUUUUUUUUUUUUUUUUUUGUGAAUUUGUUUAGGCAAAGCAUGAUUCUAUGA